CGGGUCACACUCCCAUCGCGACACUGAGCAUUGACCACUCCAAUUUUCCCCCUCUUUACAAUUUUUCUCUCUCUACUCUCCCCUUCUCUCUCUUUCUCUCUCUCCUUUCCACCACUCCACCGCCGUUCUCCGCCGCGUAAAAGUUCCUCUUCCGUAGCUGUUUUACCGGUAAAAAUCUGAUCGAAGUGUUGUUGAAUUUAACCUAAAGUAAACGGAGCAAAAGAAAAAAGAUGAGUAUAGUACCGAAAGAGACAAUAGAAGUGAUAUCACAAAGCAUAGGUGUAAACAAUUUAUCACCUGAUGUUUUGCCUGCUCUCGCCGCUGAUGUAGAAUACCGUAUUCGAGAAAUCAUGCAGGAAGCUAUUAAAUGUAUGCGUCAUUCGAAGAGAACUACAUUAUCUACUGAUGAUGUGGAUGCUGCACUCAGCUUGAGAGGUGUUGAGCCAAUAUAUGGUUUUGCUUCUGGAGAUCCGUUAAGGUUCAAGAGAGCAGCUGGACAUAAGGAUUUGUUCUACAUUGAAGAGAAGGAUGUAGAAUUCAAAGAUGUAAUUGAAGCUCCUUUGCCUAAAGCGCCAUUAGACACUGCUGUUGUUGCCCAUUGGUUAGCUGUAGAAGGAGUACAGCCUGCUAUUCCUGAAAACCCUCCACCUGAAGCUUUAGCUAUGCCGUCUGAUAAUAGAAAGACCGAGUAUAAGGAGGAUGGAGUUCCUGUUGAUAUUAAAGUACCUGUUAAGCAUGUCCUAUCCCGUGAGCUGCAGCUCUAUUAUGACAAAAUUACAGAGCUUACUGUGAAUAGAUCUAAUCCCCUUCUCUUUAAAGAAGCUCUACGAAGCUUAGCAACUGACUCAGGGAUUCAUCCUUUAGUUCCUUACUUUACAUAUUUUGUUUCUGAUGAGGUUGCUCGGAAUUUGAACAAUUUUCCUCUCCUUUUCGCUUUGAUGCGGCUAGUCUGGAGCCUUCUCCAGAAUACACAAAUACAUAUUGAACCAUAUCUGCACCAGUUGAUGCCUUCUAUAGUGACAUGCAUUGUUGCAAAAAGGUUGGGAAACCGAUUGUCUGACAAUCAUUGGGAACUUAGAGACUUCUCAGCAAAGUUGGUUGCUUUAAUAUGCAAGAGAUAUGGUCGAGUAUACCACAAUCUCCAGCCACGUGUCACCAGGACUUUGCUGCAUGCUUUUCUGGAUCCAACUAAGGCACUGCCGCAACAUUAUGGAGCAAUUCAAGGGCUAGCAGCUCUUGGACCUGGGGUGGUUCGCCUACUUGUGCUGCCAAAUCUUGAGAUUUAUUUGCAAUUGCUAGAGCCUGAAAUGCAGCUCGAGAAGCAAAAAAAUGAAAUGAAGAGGCUUGAAGCUUGGCGUGUAUAUGGAGCGUUGAUGAGUGCUGCUGGUUUAUGCAUCUAUGAGCGCUUCAAGUUUCUGCCUGUUUCACUAUCUCCAUCUACUCGCACAUUCCUAAAGAGUAAAUGGAAAGUCUCAACUACAUUGUCGAGCAAACGCAAAGCAAGCUUGGAUAACAUGAUGACACAGCCUCCAGCCAAGAGAUUAAUGACAGAUGGUCCAACACGUUCAAUGUCGGCAAAUUCUCUGCCAGUAGGCACACAAGGACCAGCUGUUGGACACGAAACUGGUGUAUCAUCAGCACCCCAUGGCUUGCAGCACAAUGAGAAUAUGCUGAGAGCCAGUGGUAGAAGGGAGAUGGCUGGUGGGCAAGGUAAAACGUCUGUUGCUCUUGAUCAGGCCUGGAAGGAAGAUCUGGAUGCUGCGCGUUUGUUGCCAUCUCUGUUUGAGUGUUUCGGUGAAAGGAUGUUUUCCUUUACCCCUUCACCUGAAUUGUCUUUCUUUCUAUGAUCCUUUGGAAUGGGACAGUGGGGGUGAAUAUCCACUGCAUUUGUUCACCUUUUUGGGUAGGACAUAACUAUUGUGUUUGAUGUAAUAUAUGUUGCAUCUUCUCCUUGGGAUGCAUGAAGUGUGAUGUCGAAAUAGCUUCGGCUGGGCUGUAAAUGUGAAAUCUGCCAGUACAAUGCUGUCUUACAUUCAUGAGACUCUUUUAGACCA
Messenger RNA from Lycium ferocissimum, 2054 nucleotides. RefSeq names its product transcription initiation factor TFIID subunit 6-like. NCBI's taxonomy places the organism in Eukaryota, Viridiplantae, Streptophyta, Magnoliopsida, Solanales, Solanaceae. Bases 231 to 1847 code for a protein of 538 amino acids. Gene Ontology annotation, biological process: RNA polymerase II preinitiation complex assembly; transcription initiation at RNA polymerase II promoter. Gene Ontology annotation, cellular component: SLIK (SAGA-like) complex; transcription factor TFIID complex; SAGA complex. Gene Ontology annotation, molecular function: transcription coactivator activity; RNA polymerase II general transcription initiation factor activity; protein heterodimerization activity. The transcript is spliced from 12 exons. The record is from RefSeq and is a predicted model, not a curated record.